GAGUGAAGGAGAGGAGAAGAGGUGUCCCUGGCUCAAAAUGCCCUUGCCUGAGCACUGAAGGCUUGGAGAGGCUGAGAGGAAGGAUAGGGGAGCUGGGAAAGACACGCCGGCAGGUGCUGAAGACAGGAUAAGUGGAUAGGUCAGAAAUAAGUAUAAGAAAGCUUAUUAGGGGAAGGUGUAGGCAAGAGAUAAAAUAAAUAGAAACUAAGAAAAAAGAAACUGGCUAAUUUUUGGGAAAAGCUGGAGCCCACUCCUUUUUUUUAAGCCUGGUUCAUUUACCUCUGCACGGAUUCUCCUCUUCGUCUUCUUGUUCUUGCUCUCCCCUCUGACAGACAGCACCACCAUGGAAACUGGGAGCCCCAGAAAGAUUCAGUUCACCGUCCCCCUGCUGGACACCCACCUGGACCCAGAGGCAGCAGAACAAAUCAGAAGACGCAGACCCACACCUGCAACUCUGGUGGCAUCCAGUGAUCAGUCCUCACCAGAAAUAGAUGAAGAUCGGCUUCCAAACCAGUUGUAUAAGGCUGCUCUGUUGAAUUCUCCCCGACAACGAAGAAAAGGACAAAAAGGAACACCAACAAUGAAAGAGCUGCAGUUUCUUGUAGAACAUCACCUGUACAGGCAGCAGCAGGGAGCUGGAGACGAGUGUUCCUCAGAGAGCUGCUUGUCUGACCGGCCCAGUCCCGACUCUGUUCCCACUGGUGAGGAGCUCCCACAUGAUGACGAAGCCACUGCAGAGGCCUUUGAAAAGCUGCGCUGCCAAAUGGAAGAGUUCUCCAGAGAGAGCCUAUUAGAUGCUGGCGGUGAACUUGAGUGCCCCCUCUCCAAGGAGAAAAACGAUUGUGUGGCCACCAUAGCAGAUCCCUCGUCCCAGAAAGAAAAUGCACUUACAGACACAAAGGCAGGAGCAUCCAGUGCAAAUCAGCCAUCAGGGAAGAAGACGAAGAAAGUCAGCCUCGAGACAAAGAAAUAAAGACGUCUGUGCAGCCAAAUGUUGUCCAGUCUGCCCAACACAGUGACAAAAGAUUGUCCAUGCAGAUUGCGGAACAUCAGGGCAUCACUAUACCUCUGCAGCCAGGCUUUAGUUACCACCUCAAGAAUAAGACAAAAUCUUUCUUUAUCUAUUUGUGAAAAAUUAAACCACAUUUUUAACAGUUUUUACUGUACUGCUCUGAAGCUAGCCAAUUGUGUGUAUAAACCUGAGAUUCAUGCCUCAGUAACACAUUCAUAACCGUGCUUCAUACAUGAUAUUGCCUCUUAUUGAUCAAAACAAACAAACAAAAAUAGCAUAAGACUUUCUUUUAGAGAUGUUUUAGUUUGUGUUAUUAGUUUCCUAUUUCACGUUGGAUCGAUAAAAUGGAUCAGCACAUCAUAAACAAAUGGAGCUAAUGAUGUUUCAAUUGUAAUUAGAAUAACUAGUCCCUAACUGAGUGAGCAGUGUGUUGAGUGAAAUUCAUAUUAUAAUGUAUAUUUACGUAACAUGCAUCACCUAAAACAUAUGAGCAAUGCAUAACUUGCUGAGCUAUGAUAAAUGGUUAAUUAUUAAUGAGUUCAAAAAGUGGCCAAAAAUAAAUAAAUUGACUUUUAAAAAUUCCUUCCCCCCCCCAUUUUUACAGUUAUGUAAUCACUUAUGAUUUUUUUUUUGUUUUUUUACCAAACAUGCACCUAUAUAAAAAGUAUCAUCACAAAGCCAGUGUUUUUUUUUCCCAACAUAGUUUCAAGCAUUUUUUACUUGUUACUGCAGCGAUUGUUUGGCAUGAUUAAUAAUACUUAAGAAAGAAAAAUUUACAACUUAGUAGAAUUGAUGAAAACAUUUCCUGUGACCGGUAUUAGCAUUCAACCGUACUACUUAGUUUUUCCAGCAGCUACUUAGACUUUAUUUUCCCAUAAUUAGCCUAUAGUUGCUUUAAACUAGGAAAGCUGGCAUAUUUUAAGAUGAAAAAAAUCAAUUCUAACAUUUCCCUAAACAUUUCUACCACCUCACAGCAUAACAUACUAAAAAUGUUUACUUACAGUACUGUAUCAAAAUCCUGAUCAGGAUUUUUUUUUUGUCCUAAUAUCAACCAACUUAAUACGCUGAUAAUUAGAGCCAAUUCAAUAGAUGUAAAUGUUUGUAAACUUAGUAAACUAACACACUACACUUAAUCAGUUUGACACUCAAUAACAAAUCACAAUUUUUUCUUCUUCUUAUGAUUCUUACCUUUUGUAAUUUUGUCCAAAUCGCAGUUUUAGCUGGACAGUCUGAAAACGCUGCUCUAAUAUGUAGGUUCAGAAAACACUUCACCUCACACAUACAUAGCUUCAUCAUUUCCUUCUGAAGAUGAAUCUGACCAUACAGAAACAGUUUUAAUAAACUUAAUGUUUACAUUUUUGCUCCCUGCUGAAGUGCUGUUCAUUCCAUUUUGAUUACUUAUUGAUUCAUCAUUUAAUGUGGUUCUAGUAAUUUCUGUGCACAACAAAAAAAGCUGUUCUUCUACUCCAGAGAGUCACGACUUUGUUUUACUUGUCCUGCAAUUUAAUGUCAAAUGUUUAAGCUGCGGUGUGUGUGUAGCAGGCCUCCUGACACACACAGUGACCCACUGCAGCAGCUUUCUCUCAGCAUCUUGGUAGAUUCUCAAAAACUUGAUUAGAACAACAAAAUAAACUGCAUAAAUUAUAAUGUUUUCCAAGUUGUAGGGAUUAAUUAAAAAUUGGCCAUGCAAAAGACAUCUGGUUGGUGUGGCAAUAAAUCAACAUCAUGAGGAGAGUUUUGGAGAUUUUGUCCCUAAAUCAAAAUGGAUACUUCUCUCAAAUGAUUUAUUUCAAAUUGAACACUUGAGUUUGUGCAUGUAUUUUUGUGUCUGUGGUGACUCUGUGAAGGGCUGGAAACUUGUUCAGAGUUUAUCUCAGACCUGCCUAGUGAUUGCUGUAAUAAGCUCCAGCACACUCUUCAACAGACAGCAGUCAAGUGUGGAAAAUUAAUCAUUUGAGUAUUCUACUUUUCGAACAGUGUGACUUUUUAAUGAGUAUAUUAUUUCACUGCAUAGACAGAGUUAUAUGUGAGUUACUGUAUAUGUUGCUCCUUCAUACGGAAAGCUGUUCAACCACCAGGUUGUAAAUGUGUGGUCCAUUACAUUGGGAUAAAUCUGCAGAUUAAUUUACAUAUUCUGGAUUAGCAAGGGGAAACUCAUCUCCACUGAGCAAACUGCACCAUCAUUCUUAACAUAUGAUUGCUUAUUGUGAAUCUGAACCCAGGCCAUAAUAAACAUCUAAAUGCAUGGCACUGAAUGUAAAGUGAUGAUAUUUUUAGGUCUGAAUUUGAGGCAUUUACUAUACAUUGCUGUAUUUUAUACAACAAUCUAAAUAUUUAAAUAUGGACACAUUGUAAUUGCUGCGUUCUCUGUAAAAUAUUCUAGUUUUGUAUGUGCUAAAGAAAUUAUGAAGCGAUCACCACUUUUUGAAUUGUUCUCAUCACAUUCUGAGGUAUUUGUUUCACUGCAGUGGCAUUAUCAUGUAGAUUAUGUGACAAUAGCCUUCCCCUCAUAUUUACCAUGUCUGAAAGAAACAGAACAUCUUUAGUUAACAGUUGCAGCACUCACAAUUUUCUCAACAACAAACAAAGACUGUAAAACAUUCCUGUAAAAGCUUUGAUUUCCCCUCCCCCUUUAUUUAUGAACCUUGUAAUGUUUGUGUUUUGAAUGGUAACAGUGUACUUUAAAUUAAUUAUAUUUGGAAGUUUUUGUUUCUGUUUUAAUUGAAUGGAUAGCUGAUUUGCGUGUGUUGAUACAAUAAAAUGUUUAAGUUGG
This is a messenger RNA of Xiphophorus maculatus (southern platyfish), 3785 nucleotides long. RefSeq names its product protein phosphatase 1 regulatory subunit 1A-like. NCBI's taxonomy places the organism in Eukaryota, Metazoa, Chordata, Actinopteri, Cyprinodontiformes, Poeciliidae. The record is from RefSeq and is a predicted model, not a curated record. Gene Ontology annotation, cellular component: cytoplasm. Gene Ontology annotation, molecular function: protein phosphatase inhibitor activity. The transcript has 7 exons. The coding region runs from base 344 to 973 and encodes 209 amino acids. Gene Ontology annotation, biological process: intracellular signal transduction.